Aspergillus piperis CBS 112811 is the source of this 747-nucleotide messenger RNA. RefSeq lists its product as uncharacterized. The record is from RefSeq and is a predicted model, not a curated record. The transcript has 5 exons. NCBI's taxonomy places the organism in Eukaryota, Fungi, Ascomycota, Eurotiomycetes, Eurotiales, Aspergillaceae. The coding region runs from base 1 to 747 and encodes 248 amino acids.
AUGUCUACUGGGUUCUUUUUACACAGAAUUUCCCAUCAGAACCUCCACCAAUGCGCAAAAAAGAGCUUCCCAACGUGUAUACUUGGAGCUGCGGGCACAGGAUGCCGGAAGGCGAGGAAAAAGUCCACUGGUGCAAGCCCGCGAUUGAAAGAGGCUCGUCCUGCAAGCACCCAAUUACAACCUCCAAGGGUGCCACUCGUGGUGAUGGCAAAGGAUAUCUCUGUCCCAGAUACCGUCAGGAAAGGGAUCCCAAGAGACGCAAGGAUGAUGAUGCCACUGGGGCUGGGGGUUCGGGCUUCACACUUGCUUCUCAGCCCCAUCGUAUCAAGACUCUUCUUGACGAGGUUUAUUCCCUUUGUCCGAGAAGCAACAGUAGUAUAUGGUUCAAAUUUCAAAGAUCAUUUGACUUCUAUGGCCGCGCCUGACGCGUUCUGGAUUUGCCUAGCUUAUUCUCACCGCCUCACUGGAGCUCUAACAAUUGUUGAAUCCUCCAAAGAAACACUCAACGUUAUCGUCGACCACCUGCAUACCGAUCAACAAGCUAAAUACAACAAGAAAAUUGUGCACCUGAAGCAGCCACCAAACUUCAUCGCCAUGGGCUACUCCGGAUAUAUCUGCAAAGCCGAUGAAGAUAUCUGCAAAGCCGAUGAAGAUAUCUGCAAAGCCGAUGAAGAUAUCUGCAAAGCCGAUGAAGAUACCAUCAUCAAACAUCCAAGGUACCUUCCCGAUAAUGAGCCUUAUAAUUAG